UCCCUUUGACCCUCCCAAGACCGUCUGGUGUGAAGAUACAACUUCAAGUUUCUCAUUCCAAUUAUGGACCUGACCAACUCUACUGAUUACCUCCUCAAUGACUCUACUUUAAUAAGAAACAGAACUCACAUCUCAGCUUCUGCCUCAACAGUGAUUGUUGUAGUUCUUUUGUUUAUGUCAUUUUUAAUUGGCACGAUCACCAAUGGUCUCUAUCUAUGGGUGCUAAAAUUCAAAAUGAAAAAGACUGUCAAUACUCUCUUGUAUUUUCAUCUCAUUCUCUCCUAUUUUAUUUCAAUAUUAUUUUUGCCAUUUUUGGCCAUCUCUCACCUUCAAGACAAUCACUGGAGCUUUGGAAGGGCCACGUGCAAGAUCUUCAACAGCAUUUUGUAUGCAGCAAUGUUCGCCUCUGUCUUCUUCAUCUCAGCCAUCAGUGUUGAUCGUUACCUUCUCACUUUUCACCCGGUGUGGUCACAACUGCAUCGAACCCCACGCUGGGCUUCCAGCAUCAUCCUGGGAAUCUGGAUCUUUGCUGCUGCCCUUGGCAUGCCCUAUGUGGUUUUCAGGGAGACACAUACUGACCAUAGAGGAAGGGUGACCUGCCAAAACAACUAUGCUGUGUCUACUAACUGGGAGAGCAAAAAGAUGCAAACAUUAAGGAAAUGGAUUCAUGUAGCCUGUUUCAGCAGUCGCUUCUUGCUGGGCUUCCUUCUGCCUUUCCUCAUCAUCACCUUUUGUUAUGAAAGAGUAGCCAAAAAGAUGAAAGAGAGGGGACUGUUGAAAUCCAGCAAGCCCUUCAAAGUCAUGAUGACAGCCAUUGUCUCCUUCUUUGUGUGUUGGAUGCCCUAUCAUGUAUACCAAGGCUUACUUCUCACUGAAAACAGAUCUCUGUUUUUCCAGUUGACUCUCUUACUCACAGUGGUAACUACUACCUUCAAUACUGUGUUUUCUCCCACACUCUACCUCUUUAUUGGGGAGAACUUCAGAAAAGUUUUCAAGAAGUCUGUCCUUGUUCUUUUUGAGUCAACAUUCAGUGAGGAUUCCUUGUCAGAAAGGACAGAAAACCUAAAUUCAGAAGCCGACAUGUAAAUUUUGGAUCCCAGAGCAAACAGUGGG
Molecule: messenger RNA, 1113 nt
Organism: Cervus elaphus (red deer)
Lineage: Eukaryota; Metazoa; Chordata; Mammalia; Artiodactyla; Cervidae
Gene: GPR33
Product: G protein-coupled receptor 33
Exons: 2
Coding region: 64-1086 (340 amino acids)
Biological process (GO): positive regulation of cytosolic calcium ion concentration; phospholipase C-activating G protein-coupled receptor signaling pathway; complement receptor mediated signaling pathway
Cellular component (GO): plasma membrane
Molecular function (GO): complement receptor activity; G protein-coupled receptor activity
Source: RefSeq, a predicted model, not a curated record